CAGAUUUUCUUUUCCUGUUUCCUGCCUUUUCUGCGUUUCAGAAAAACUGGAUGACACUAAAAAGAAUAUCUGAAGGAUAACUACUAACAAAACCCUUACUCUGGUGAGCUGAAGAAAUUUUGAGCAAAACAAAAACAAAUCAGGAACAAAUGGAGUUUAAUGAAGUGGCAAUUUACUUCUCCAAGGAGGAGUGGAGCUGUUUAAAUGAAGAGCAAAGAAAAAUGUAUAAGAAUGUGAUGAUAGACAAUUAUCAGACCCUCAGGUCUCUAGGAUAUGUUCAAAUGAAACCUGCAAUUGUCUCAAACAUUGAGCUAGGAAUAGAACCUUAUAUCAAUCAGGAGGACAUUCUGUUAAAUACCAAAGAUGGACCUAUGAGCUGGCAUAUUACUGGAAAACACUAUAAUAAAGUUAAAAGAUGUAAUAUAGAAAAUUACAAUAUACUACAACAUGACCAUAACUAUUGUGUAAACAAGACAGACUACAAUGAAUACAAUCAAAACAUUAACACAAGAAAAAAAGACAAUAAUUGCUCCGACGGCUACAAUUUUGUUCCUAAGAAAACGCAAGUGGUUAACCUUCAGCUAAAGCAGACAAAGAAUAAACGAUAUACAUGUGAUGAAUGUGGGAAAUGCUAUAUGCGUCGAUCUAGUUUAAUUUCACAUCAGGAAGGUCAUACAGGAGAGAAAUGUUUUUCAUGUUCAGAAUGUGGUAAACGUUUUACACGCAAAGCCUAUGUUUUUAAACAUAAGAAAAUUCAUACGGGAGUUAAACCGUUUUUAUGUUCAGAAUGUGGGAAAUAUUUUAGCCAGCAAUCACACCUGCUUGAACAUAAGAAAAUUCAUACAGGAGAGAAACCGUAUUCAUGUUCUGAAUGUGGGAAAUGCUUUCUUCAGAUAGCACACCUUAGCAGACAUAUAAAAUUACAUACAGGGAAAAAACCUUUCUCGUGCUCUGAAUGUGGCAAAUGCUUUAUCCAGAAAUCACAUCUUAUUAUUCAUCAGAAAAGGUAUAAGGUUAAGAAAACAUUUUCAUGUUCUGAUUGUGGGAAAUCAUUUUUGUGGCGAUCGUACCUUAUUAGACAUAAGAAAAUUCAUUCAGGAGAGAAACAAUUUUCGUGUUUUGAAUGUGAAAAAGAAUUUCUUCGACGUUCCGAUUUGCUUAGGCAUCAGAAAAUUCAUACAGGAGAGAAAUCGUUUUCAUGUUCAGAAUGCGGAAAAUCUUUCAUCCAGCGUUCACACCUGACUAGACAUCAGAAUAUACAUACAGGAAGCAAACCCUUUUCUUGUUCAGAAUGUGGGAAACAGUUUCUCCUAAAAUCACAACUCACCAGACAUUACAAAAUUCAUACAACUGAGAAAACCAUAUCAUGUUCCGAAUGUGGGAAAUGGUUUUUUUGGCUUUCAGAUCUUCGAAAGCAUAAGAAAAAGCAUACAGGAGAGAAACCAUUUUCAUGUUCUGAGUGUGGGAAAUGUUUUACUACCAAAUCAUAUGUUGCAGUACAUCAAAAGAUUCAUACAGGUGAAAAGCCAUUUUCGUGUUCAAAAUGUGACAAAUGUUUUAUUAGCAAAGACUAUCUUCGCAGACAUCAAAGAGUUCAUCUGAAGCGGAAGGAGGGACAGCAGAAGAAGAAGCGUAGGAACAGGAGGAAAGGGAGAUUUUAACAUAUUUAGGUGGGAUCAAAUAGACACCAAAUAAAGCUGUUAACGUGCAAA
Molecule: messenger RNA, 1712 nt
Organism: Bombina bombina (fire-bellied toad)
Lineage: Eukaryota; Metazoa; Chordata; Amphibia; Anura; Bombinatoridae
Product: gastrula zinc finger protein XlCGF57.1
Exons: 5
Coding region: 150-1661 (503 amino acids)
Biological process (GO): regulation of transcription by RNA polymerase II
Cellular component (GO): nucleus
Molecular function (GO): DNA-binding transcription factor activity, RNA polymerase II-specific; RNA polymerase II transcription regulatory region sequence-specific DNA binding
Source: RefSeq, a predicted model, not a curated record